Messenger RNA from Topomyia yanbarensis, 6075 nucleotides. RefSeq lists its product as uncharacterized. The transcript has 2 exons. Gene Ontology annotation, molecular function: RNA-DNA hybrid ribonuclease activity; nucleic acid binding. The record is from RefSeq and is a predicted model, not a curated record. NCBI's taxonomy places the organism in Eukaryota, Metazoa, Arthropoda, Insecta, Diptera, Culicidae. Bases 2856 to 3842 code for a protein of 328 amino acids.
CUCUUGUAAAUACCGCCUACAACUUCUGUAAAAUAAAAUCUAAUGCAAAAUUAAUACAUUUUAUAAUGAAUUUCUCAUUACUUGAAGCAUACAAUUAGAGAAAGCUCAAUGUGUCUAUAAUAAAUCAUGCCGACUGAAUCCGUAUAAGUUACCGAAAAGAGUAAAUCUUUCCAGUUCUACUUCUAAAACGUUAUGAAUACUUCAAAGUUAUUAGGAAAAAUCUCGCAAGUCGUCUUCAAACAGAAUAAGCUCCAAAAUUAUGUCAGAAAAUAAUUGUUAGAUAUAUUCCCAAAGGGUUACCUGUUAGGAGAUAAUGAUCAGUAGGUCGAUCAGACCGAAAUGUCAAAUUGGGAGUUUGGUUGCAACAACAUUUAAAUUAUCUCGAAAAUUACUGCAUUUUUACAUUUUGGAAGAUUAUUGUUAUAGGGUGGGUGCUCCUAUAGUUGAGGUGUACCAAUAGUUGCAGUAGUGGGUUAUACGACUAACUAAGGUACCAACCAUCAACAAAUCUUUUUUUAUCGAUUCAUCGCACUAAAAUUUUGCGAUAAUAAAAUCAUUAUCCUUGAAAUUUGUUCAAAAAACUAUUGUAAAAAUUUAUUUUCUUCGAAUUUUGAGCUCCCUUGCACCUAUAGAUCUAAUGUAUCUAUAGUUGCAAGUCCCUUUGAAGUGAAUGGGAUUUGCACAAACAGGAACCGAAAUUAGCGAUUGCACCUGGUACAUGUGUUCCUGGUGGUACAAGCGGUUUUGAAUACAUUAAUUGGAUUUUAAACUUUAUAUUUUUCCUAUGAAGUAGGGAUUAAAAGCUUUCGUUUAAUGUAUCAACAUUUCCCAUAUGCCUAUUCAUCGAUUUUUACCAAAAGUUUAAGUAUGCGACUAUUGGUACAUCCACCCUAAGCAUUUUGGCUUUGGAAUUAUAUUUUAUGUUUUUAUCGUUGGACAUCCGACAACAAAAAUAACAAAAUAUAAUAUUAAGUUUUAAUUAUUUGAUAAAUAUCACAUUUUGCAGUGAAUAUUCUCUCAUAACGAAAACGUGAUUCCCGGUAACUCAUUUUCGAAUAGUUUUACUACAGAGAACAGACAAACACGUCGAGCGACGUGUUGUAAAAAUUAACGAUCUAUUCAAAAUACCUAUUGCUGGAAUUCUGCCGGUUGUUCGUAACGUCGGUUAGUGGGUUAGUGGCAAGUUGCAACUUGCUGCUGUUAUUUGAAAAGGAUCGUCAUUUAUCUUACACACGCUGAAAACAUGAUUUGCACGUCAGUCAUUAGUGGUUAAAAGUCAUAAUAGAUUCUCGAUACCGCGAUUCAAGCUUAGACUAAACGCGUACCAGACACGAACUCACACGGGCGUCCUCCCAAUCCAUGGUGGGACAAAGAGUGCUCAGACGUGUACGCGGAGAAGGCCGCUGCGUAUAAGACCUUCCGGGACGAUGGGCUGCCAGCUAGCUACCGACAGUACGCGAUGGCGGAAACGCGCAUGAAGAGUUCGAUGAAAGCCAAAAAACGUAGCUACUGGCGCCGGUUCGUCGACGGACUAACGAGAGAAACAUCGAUGAGCACUCUUUGGAGUACGGCCCAGCGCUCACGAAACCGAAACAGUACUAACGAGAGCGUGGAAUAUUCAAACCGUUGGAUAUUCGAUUUCGUCAAGAAGGUUUGUCCGGAUUCCGCCCCGGCACAGAAGAUCUACCGCGCCGCGUCCCCUCACGAUACCGCGAACGAAACACCGUUUUCGAUGGUGGAGUUCUCACUGGUUCUCUUGUCAUGUAACAAUAAAGCCCCAGGGCCAGACAGAAUGAAAUUUAACUUGUUAAAGAAUCUGCCAGACUCUGCCAAGAGACGCUUGUUGAAUUUAUUCAAUAGGUUUCUUGAGGGUAAUAUUGUCCCUCAUGACUGGAGUCAAGGCCAUUCAAAAACUAGGAAAACCAGCCUCCGACCACAACUUGUUGAUGAUCUUGUUUCGUCUGGACUAUUGGGUUGAAGCAAAUGGCUUACUGCCAGAUACACAAUUUGGUUUCCGCAAAGGCAAAGGCACGAACGACUGUCUUGCGUUGAUCUCGACCAAAAUUCAAAUAGCUUAUGCUAGCAAAAAGCAGAUGGCAUCAGUUUUCCUAGAUAUAAAGGGGGCUUUUGAUUCAGUUUCUAUCAAAAUUAUUUCUGAGAAACUGCACCAGCAUGGUCUUUCACCGACUCUAAAUAACUUUUUGCUAAACUUGCUGUCUGAAAAACAUAAGAUUUUUUUGCAUGGUGAUUUAUCGACAUCAAUAAUUAGCUACAUGGGGCUCAUGUCUAAGCCCCCUUCGCUAUAACUUUUACGUGAAUGACAUUGACGAAUGUCUUGUCAAUUCCUGCACGCUAGGGCAGCUUGAAGAUGACGGUGUGGUCUCUAUUACAGGACCCAAAGCCGUCGAUCUGCAAAAACCAUUGCAAGAUACCUUGGACAAUUUGUCUGCUUGGGCCCUCCAGCUUGGUAUCGAGUUCUCCACGGAGAAAACUGAGCUAGUCGUAUUUUCAAGGAAGCCUCAACCAGCGCAACUACAGCUUCAAUUAAUGGGUCAAACUAUUGCUCAGGUUUCUAUUUUCAAAUAUCUCGGGGUCUGGUUCGACUCUAAUGGAACCUGGGGAUGUCACAUUAGGUAUCUAAAAAACAAACAAAAGUGCCAGCAAAGGAUUAACUGUUUCAGUACACUAACCGGAACAUAGUGGGUGCCCACCCAGGAGACCUGAUCAGGCUGUACCAAACAACGAUAUUGUCGGUGGUGGAGUAUGGGAGUUUCUGUUUCCGCUCCGCUGCGAACAUACAUUUCAUCAAACUACAGCGAAUCCAAUAUUGUUGUUUGCGUAUUGCUUUGUGUUGCAUGCACUCGACACAUUGCUGGUUUAGAAGUCAUUCUGCAGAAAAAUCGAUUUUGGGACUUCUCAUAUCGAUUACACAUCCGAUGGGAUAUCUUGAACCCGUUAGUAAUUGCAAAUUUCGAAAGGCUUGUCGAGCUCAAUUCUCAAAGCCGAUUUAUGUCCUUGCACUUCAUUACAUGGCACAAAAUAUCAAUCCUUCUUCAUACUAUCCCAACUGUGUCAAUCUCCCCCAUGCUUCUGAUUCAACUGUAUUCUUCGACACAUCCAUGAAGGCCGAGAUUCGUGGAAUCCCGGAUCACAUACGUGCGCAAGUGAUCCCAAGCAUCUUUCAUAGUAAAUUUCGAGAAGUCGAAUGCAACAAGAUGUUUUACACCGACGGGUCAAGCCUCGACGGCUUCACUGGCUUCGGUAUAUUCAUUCAAAAUCUCACCUCCUCAUUCAAACUCAAUGAUCCUGCUUCAGUUUACGUGGCAGAACUUGCUGCUAUUCAGUAUAUCCUUGGGAUCAAUGAUACUUUGCCCACCGAUCAUUACUUUAUUGUCUCGGAUAGCCUCAGCUCAAUCGAGGCUUUCCGUUCAAUGAAACCUAGAAAGCACAUUCUAUAUUUUCUGAGGAAAAUCUGGGAGCGCCUGCGUGCUUUGUCUGUAAGAUCGUACAAGAUUACCUUAGUUUGGGUUCCCUCGAAUUGCUCCAUUCCAGGUAAUGAAGAAGCGGACUCUUUAGCUAAGGCUUUACAAGGUAACAUAUACAAAAGACCAAUUAGCUUCAGCGAAUUUUUCAGUAUUACUCCUCCGAGAACCCUCGAAAGUUGGAAAACUUCAUGGAGCAACGGUGAACUGGGAAAGUGGCCACAUUCGAUAAUUCCUAAGGUAUCGACCUUAGUUCAAGGGGAUGGAUGUGGGUCGGGAUUUCAUUUGCGUGAUGUCUCAGCUCAUGUCCAAUCACCACAUGCUGGACGCUCAUCUCCGGCGUAUUGGGCUCGCGGAUAGCGGUAUCUGCGCUUAUGACAACGGUUAUCACGAUAUCGAACAUAUUGUCUGGGCAUGCGCCGAGUUCUGUUCUGCCGGAUGUACUAGCAAGCCGCGAUCUCCUCUACAUGUCCCUUAUAUACACGUUCCUCAAAACCAUCAAUAUCCAAAUUUAAAUGCCCCUAUCAUUUCUCUUAUCAUUCCCAGAAGUGCCCUCUUCCGCCUACCGUACCCCAACGAUGGUCUGAUGCGACUCCAAGACGAGACAAAACAUGCGCAACGCGGUGUGUUGGCGAUCCGUAUCUGAGCCGUACUACGAAAUCGUCUAGAGGAACCCCCGUUGGCUCGAGAAAGACCGCCCGGUGUCCCAAUACAUGAUGCAUCCGUCCGAAUCUGUAAUCCUGGCCUUUGAUUCCCGAUGCCAGAAACUGAAAGCUUAUAUCUGUCUCCCCCCCUGUUAGCCUUGUCCACCCUCUCUCCCAUGUCUCUGAUACACAGAAGUAGGACUUCACCUCUUCCCUUCUUCCCCUUGAAUAUCUUCACAAAACUUAUGAGCCCCGCUAUCUUCUAGUCUUAGUUGAUCAAUAUUCAAUCUCGUUAAGGAAUGCCCAACAGUACCACUACUUUAAAAUAGCCCUAAUUAACCCCUCCCCCCUAAUCUUAAUAAAAUUGAACCACUCCCUCUAAAAAUAGAUAACGAAAGAGAUUUGGCCCGAUCGAUGAGAGGGAGAGGUGACGAUCUGCUUUUAGGAGAAAUUGGGGGUCGAUGGGUUAAUUAGGAGGUAUUGGAGGCUGCGACGGUGAUCACGAAACUGUUGGGAACAUGUGAUGGCAUCAUCACAGAUUCUCGAUAGCGGAGUGGUUAACGCACCCAACUAGAGACUGGGAGAUCGUCGGUUCGAUUCCUGCUUGAGGACAUAUCUUUUCUCAGUGUUUCCAAUAAAGGUGAAUUUUCACCGUUUCUUCGUUCUCACCGUCAUUCUUUUCAUUGUUUUCCAGUAGACACGUUCAUAAAAAUCAUUGAAAAAGGAAAAAACAAAGACUCACGUCAAAACAACGAAAAUAACACUCCCUCUAGUUAUUUCUAGUUAAUACGCUUGUAAAAUGUUUCGCUUAGUUCAUAAUUAAUUGCUCCAACAAUCUCCCUUCCAAAAAUCAUAAAGUGCAUUACUAUACAAAGAACACACAAAAUGACCAGUCUUCCUAAUCUUACGAAUAUUAUAUUAUCCCCUCUUGUAUAUUUAUAAGUUAGCUGUAAAGUUUUUUUAUAUAAAGUUAGCUGUAAAGUUUUUAUAUAUAUAAAAUAAAAUAAUACACUGAUAAUAUAUAUUCGUAAAUAUAAUACAAUCGAUCAUGCAAUGCACGAAUUCAUUCGUCGUUUUCUGCAACGAAGUAUUUUCGUGCAUUCUAAAUAGUAGGUUUCAUUCAUUUCAUAUACAAGAAUGGUCGCUUGGUGAACGAAAGCUUUCGUAAAUUUUACACAUUUAAUGUACACUGCACGAAUGUUAUCGUUGAUAACGACAUUAUUUUUCUUGAAUGAAACGAAAUGUUUCGUUUAUUCUAAUAAACGUUUAUGUAUAUCAAAUGAUUUCAUUGCUUUCACGAAUUUAUUUCGUUCAUCUUAAGCUAAGUAUGCACCUCUUGCGAAAUGAAAUUUCCUAUACAAAAUCUAUGCAUAAAAAACGUCGCGAAUUGCUCGCGAAACAAAUUUUCGUUUCUAUUUCGUAAGCGGUACGCAGCUCUCGCGAAAACGAUAACGAAAAAUGAAGUUAGCUGAGACACGGUUCGACAUACGAUAAGUUUCAUAAUACUUCCGCGAGACAGCGCUGCUUUCUAUGCGCUGUCACCAAGGUAAACUUUUUCCUUGCGAAAUAAUAGGUUUGUUCCAGUACACGGAAGUCACUCCGGAGUAAACAGGAGCAAAAAAUCUUUGCUCCUUUUUACUCCGGUUUGCUACCAGAAGAAGAAAAAAGAGAAGAAGAGAGUACAGGAACGAUUUUCUCCGGAGUACUUCCAGUUUCUCCUGGUACUGGAACAGACCUAAUGUUCAGCGGUAUUAUUUCGCACGGAGGCUCGCGAAAUUUUGACAGCUUGCAAUGAAAAAUAUAAAAAACAAGAUUGCCAACCAACAUUAAAUCGAUACAACCGCAGCAGUACCAACAACUCCAAAUCCAGCAACACCCAACAACCCUCAAAAAAGGACCACAUAGCAAUUACUGCUCAAACGAACAACAGGAGUUUACGAAUGCUGGAC